This is a messenger RNA of Drosophila albomicans, 742 nucleotides long. Its product is annotated as ryncolin-4-like. The coding region runs from base 28 to 723 and encodes 231 amino acids. The transcript has 2 exons. Lineage: Eukaryota; Metazoa; Arthropoda; Insecta; Diptera; Drosophilidae. The record is from RefSeq and is a predicted model, not a curated record.
AAAUUACUUCAUUGAUACGGAACAGCAAUGAAGACAAUUCUCUGCAUUGUUAUGUCAGUUGUUUAUUUGGCUUUAGCCACGGACAAACAGUAUCCUGAUUCCUGCUCGACUGCCACGGCAAGUGGCAUCUACAAGAUACAAGUCGGGGAUCAAAUUUUAUCCGUUUAUUGUGAAGCGGGUUACGAAGGCAAUCCUUGGUUGGUCAUUCAACGUCGUUCGGAUAUCUCGGUGAACUUCUACAGGAAUUGGGCAGCUUAUAAACAAGGAUUCGGAGAGCUGGACAAGAGCUUCUUCAUUGGACUGGAUACGCUGCACUUGCUGACCACAUCGCAACCACACGAACUCUACGUUCAUCUGCAAGAUUUUGAGGGACAAACGCGUUAUGCUAGCUAUGAUCUGUUUGCCAUUGGAAGCGAGGCAGAUUCGUAUAGUCUGAACACUUUGGGAAACUAUUCGGGAACAGCUGGCGAUGGACUCAAAUUUCAUCAGUACGUGAAAUUCUCAACCUAUGAUCGGGAUAAUGAUGACUCUGUCAGGAAUAGCGCUGUCGAUUACACAGGUGCUUGGUGGUACAAGACAACGCAUUACAGUAAUUUGAAUGGACUUUACUUGAAAGGAGACUUUGACAUAGAUCAAGUCGGUCGGGGUAUAACUUGGUAUCACUGGCGUGGCGAUCAAUAUAGUUACAAAGAAGUGCACAUGAUGAUACGACCAAAGAAAUAAAUUUAGUGAAUUUCAAAAA